Messenger RNA from Neomonachus schauinslandi (Hawaiian monk seal), 1896 nucleotides. It is a transcript of the gene GCKR, whose product is annotated as glucokinase regulator. Gene Ontology annotation, biological process: negative regulation of glucokinase activity; response to fructose; carbohydrate derivative metabolic process. The record is from RefSeq and is a predicted model, not a curated record. NCBI's taxonomy places the organism in Eukaryota, Metazoa, Chordata, Mammalia, Carnivora, Phocidae. Gene Ontology annotation, cellular component: nucleoplasm; mitochondrion; cytosol. Gene Ontology annotation, molecular function: fructose-6-phosphate binding; enzyme binding; enzyme inhibitor activity.
AUGCCGGGCACAAAACGGUUUCAACAUGUGAUUGAGACCUCAGAGCCUCGCAAGUGGGAAUUGUCUGGGUAUGAGGAAGCCCUGCCAAUCACAGAGAAGUCAAACCCACUGACCCAGGACCUGGACAAAGCAGAUGCCGAGCAAAUUGUUUGACUGCUGGGACAAUGUGAUGCUGAGAUCUUCCAGGAGGAGGGGCAAGUCAUGCCCAUGUACCAGCGACUGUAUAGUGAAUCGAUUCUGACCACCAUGGUACAAGUGGCUGGCAAAGUUCAGGAAGCGCUGAAGGAGCCUGAGGGGGCGCUGGUGGUGCUGAGCGGAGGGGUUACCUCUGGCAGGAUGGCAUUUCUCAUGUCGGUCUCCUUCAACCAGCUGAUGAAAGGUCUAGGACAGAAACCCCUUUACACCUACCUCAUUGCAGGGGGUGACAGGUCUGUGGUGGCAUCUAGGGAGGGGACAGAAGAUAGUGCCCUGCACGGGAUUGAGGAACUGAAGAAGGUGGCUGCUGGGAAGAAGAGGGUGAUUGUCAUUGGCAUUUCGGUGGGACUCUCUGCUCCCUUUGUGGCAGGCCAGAUGGAUUACUGCAUGGACAACCCAGCCAUCUUUUUGCCAGUCCUGGUUGGUUUCAACCCUGUGAAUAUGGCCAGAAAUGACCCCAUUGAAGACUGGAGUUCCACAUUCCGACAAAUAGCAGAGCGGAUGCAGAAACUGCAAGAGAAACAAGAAGCUUUUGUGCUCAAUCCUCCAAUUGGGCCCGAGGGCCUCAGUGGCUCAUCCUGGAUGAAAGGUGCAACCAAGAUCCUGCUGGAAACCCUGUACUGGAGGGUUGUAGGGUCUCCGCUGCUCUCAGCACAUUCUCUCCUGUACCGGGGCAUCGCAGCAUCUCAGAGGUGCCUUCUGGAAAUCCUGCGGACAUUUGAGCAGGCUCAUCAGGUGACCUAUAGUCAAAGCCCUAAGAUCACUGCCCUGAUGAAGCAAGCCAGCACCAGCCUGGAGAAAAAAGGCCCAGUGUACCUGGUUGGCUGGCAGACCCUCGGCAUCAUUGCCAUCAUGGAUGGGGUGGAGUGCAUCCACACCUUUGGUGCUGACUUCUGAGAUGUCCGUGGCUUUUUCAUUGGUGAUCACAGUGAUAUGUUUAACCAGAAGGCUGAGCUCAUCAACCAGGGUCCCCAGUUCUCCUUCUCCCAGGAGGACUUCCUGACUUCCAUCUUGCCAUCCCUCAUGGAAAUUGACACUGUGGUCUUCAUUUUUACCCUGGAUGACAACCUCACGGAGGUGCAGACGCUGGUGGAGCAGGUGAAAGAGAAGACUGCCAACAUCCAGGCCCUGGCACAUAGCACCGUGGGCCAGGCCCUGCCGGUCCCCUCGAAGAAGCUCUUCCCCUCCAUCAUCAGCAUCAUGUGGCCACUGCUUUUCUUCGAAUAUGAAGGGAACUUCAUCCAGAGGUUCCAGCAUGAGCUAAGCACCAAGUGGGUGCUGAAUACUGUGAGCACAGGGGCCCAUGUGCUUCUUGGGAAGAUUCUCCAAAACCACAUGUUGGACCUCCGCAUUCGCAACUCCAAGCUCUUCUGGCGGGCGCUGGCCAGGCUGCAGCGGUUCUCUGGACAGCCCAAGGCUCAAUGCAUCGAGACCCUCCUCCAGGUGAUCCACCUCCCCCAGCCACUGUCGGAUGACAUUCGGACUGCUCCCAUCUCCUUCCACAUCCAGGUUGCACACGAGAAGGAACAGGUGAUCCCCAUAGGCUUGCUGAGCCUCCUAUUCCUGUGCUCCGUCCCUGAGGCACAGGCGCAACUGGCGGCCGCUCCGUCUGUCUGUGAGGCUGUCAGGAGCGCCCUCACUGGGCCAGGUCGGAAGCGCGGUGCGAACCCCCUGGAAACCCUAGAGCCUGCCCUGCCCUGA